Molecule: messenger RNA, 933 nt
Organism: Colletotrichum truncatum
Lineage: Eukaryota; Fungi; Ascomycota; Sordariomycetes; Glomerellales; Glomerellaceae
Product: phytanoyl dioxygenase family protein
Source: RefSeq, a predicted model, not a curated record
AUGUCGAACAUUUCUAGUAAAUAUGGCCCUGAGGUUCAGAAGGUCCCCGUGGGCACCCCAAUCGAGGAUAUUAUCUACUUGUUAAAGCGCGACGGUGGUGUUUUUGUCAAGGGAUUGGUUAAUGUUUCCGACGUUGACAAGGCUUACGAAGAAUGCCGUGAGCGCCUCGACAAUGACGUUGAAUGGAAUGGCUCGUUUUUCCCGAAAGAGACACGGCGGGCAUCAGCCCUGCUGGCGCUGAGUCCCACGUAUGCCAGAACUCAGAUGAUGAAUUCCACCUAUCAGAAGGUGUGCCAACACUUUUUGACCACCCGAAGCUGGUUCUGGUGGGGAAAUGAAAAGAAGGAGUCGGUCUCGAAGCCGUACAUCCACUCAUGCACCGCUAUGAGGAUCGGACCAGGUGGAAAAGCUCAACCCUUGCACCGCGAUGACUACAUCAGCCACAAUUACCACCAAGAGAUAGAAGAAUGGGACGACGAGCGGGACAAAAACAGAGAGACUGCUGUGGGUCUCUUUGUGGCAGGAAGCAAAGUCACCAAAGAAAAUGGGGGGACUCAGUUCAUCCCGCGCAGUCAUUUAUGGGGUACUGAUAGAGAACUACCGCCACAGGUCGAUGAUUGCAUAUACGCUGAGAUGAACAAAGGUGACGCUUUCAUCAUGCUUGCUUCAGCAUAUCAUGCGGGCGGACACAACACCACCGAGGACGAGGAGCGUUUAAUCUUCUCAACCUUUUCGACUCGCGGAUACCUUCGACAAGAAGAAAAUCAGUUUCUUUCCAUCCCUCACGAUAUCGCAAAGAAAUACGACAGACCUGUUCAGGAAUACAUGGGUUAUGCUUUGAGCAAUCCUGCUUGUGGAUAUGUAGACCAGAUGGAUCCUAUCCUUGUGCUUCGCCCUGAGCUAAAAGGAGAUGGACGUCCACAAGACUUUUAA